Tachyglossus aculeatus (Australian echidna) is the source of this 1551-nucleotide messenger RNA. RefSeq lists its product as uncharacterized. Lineage: Eukaryota; Metazoa; Chordata; Mammalia; Monotremata; Tachyglossidae. Gene Ontology annotation, molecular function: small molecule binding. The record is from RefSeq and is a predicted model, not a curated record.
AUGAAGAUUUUACUGCUGAGUGCUGUACUGGGGUUGAACUGGAGGCUCCGGGUUAGAGCAGAAGUUGGCACCCAGCCAAACUUUGAUUCGAGCAAGUUCUCCGGGAUGUGGAACAUCAUUGUAAUGGGAUCAAAUGACAAGGUAUUCCUGUCCAAGAAGGAUUCCAUGAAGAUGGCUACUGCUAUCGUAGCACCCGCUUCCAAUGGUGACCUGAACAUCAAGUUUGGUUUCCCCAAUCCUGAAGGAGGAUGCCAAAUCAUGGACUCAGUCUUCGUCAAAGGGGCGGUGCCUGGGCAGUUCAGCGAUGCCGACUUUAACCAGAAGAAAAUCCAUGUGGUCAAGACUGACUACAAACGCUACGCUAUCCUGUACAUGCAGGUGGAAAGGGAUGGUGUGACCAGCAACAUGCUGCAGCUUUACACCCGAGGCAAGGACCUGGUUGCAGAAGCUGUCCUGAAAAUGCAGAUGAUGGGGCCCAAACUGAAGCUCUAUCCUCAUCAGGGACGCUUGCUCCCCAAGACAGUGAUGGUCACCUUCAUCUCUCUCCUGGAAACCGCUGAUGGAUCCUGCCAGAAUCAACCCUGGCUUCUCUCCUCGUCUCCUUCUGGAUCUCCGCCCCCUCCCCAGCCCAGUUCUCUCCCACCCCGGGGUUUGGGAUCCUGCCUGCUUUCUUUUGGAAUUGCCCUCUCAAGGGGAAAUAAACCCAGGCUCGAAGCUCCUCACUGGACUCUGGAUCAUUUUGGGGAAUGUCCCCUUCAGAAGUGGGGAGCAUUAGUGAGGAUUUAUAAUUUUGAAAUUACAGCCAUGUGUACGGUACAGAUAACUGGGAAGAUGAAGCUUGUGUUGUUGAGUGCUGUUCUGGGGCUGGUCUGGGGUCUCCGGGCCCAGGCAGAGGUCCCUGUGCAACCUGGACUUGAUGUGAAACAGUAUUCAGGGUACUGGUACUUGGUGGCCGUGGUAUCAGACGAAAAGCACUUUCUGAGCACCAAGGACAUGCUGAAGAUGUCAAUUGCUGUCAUCAAGGCUCUGGAUGGUGGGAACCUGAAUAUCAAAAUGAGUUUACUUGGGCCAGAAGGAUGUAAAAAAAUGGAGGCGACCUUAAUCAAGGAGUCCCAAGACGGUCAUUACUCGAAUCUCGCCCUGGCCCAGAAGGACGUGAGGGUAGUAGCGACUGACUAUGUGAACUUCAGUAUUCUCUAUGCUUUCAGCGAUGUGAAAGGCAUUACCAGCACCAAUAUCCAACUGUACAGUCGGACGCAAGAUGUGAGCCCCGAAGGUCUGAAGAAAUUCAAAGAAUUCUACCCCACCGUGGGGCUCAGCGAUGACAUGAUGGUCAUGCUUCCCAAAUCAGAUGCUUGUGGCAAAGAACUUUUAGAGUGACAGCAGAUCAUCUGUGCCCCAGGGAGACUCUCCUACACCAGGACCAGAGAACCAGACACCCAGCUUGGCUUCUGCUCCCCACACAGCUCUCCAUCCUGUUUCAUAGGUCUGGGGACACUUUGGGCCUCCCUGCUUUCCUCUUUUUUGUGCUCAAUAAAUAGAUUCAAUGCC